UCCUCCUCCUCCUCAGGCAACCUGUGGACAUCAUCUCAGUCACUUUUGUCUCAGGGCCAGUUUCCACAGGAGCUGAAACAUGGGAUGCUUCGAGUGCUGCAUCAAGUGUCUGGGCGGGGUGCCCUACGCCUCGCUGGUGGCCACCAUCCUCUGCUUCUCAGGCGUGGCUUUGUUCUGCGGAUGUGGCCACGUGGCGCUGACCGGGACCCUGACCAUGCUGGAGAACCACUUCUCCAGGGUCACCAGCGACCACGCCACCCUGGCCUUGGUGAUCCAGAUCUUUCAGUACAUCAUCUAUGGCAUUGCUUCCUUCUUCUUUGUCUACGCCAUCAUCCUGCUCGCCGAGGGCUUCUACACCACCAGCGCCAUCAAGAAGGAGCUGCAGAGCGACUUCAAGACCACCGUCUGUGGACGCUGCAUCACCGCCUUCUUCAUGUUCCUGACCUACAUCCUCUUUCUGGCCUUCCUCGCCAUCUUCGGCUUCACGGCGAUCCCCGUGUUCCUGUUCUUUAACAUGUGGACCACCUGUGCUGCCAUGAGGUCUCCUGAUGCUAACAUCACCUCUCCUGACUCCAUCUGUGUGGAUGUCAGGCAGUACGGUAUCAUUCCCUACAACGCCACACCGGGUAAAGCCUGUGGAGCCACACUGGGAGAAAUCUGUAACACCAGCGAGUUCUACCUUUCCUACCACCUCUACAUCGUUGCGCUAGCCGGCGCCGGAGCCACCGUCAUCGCAUUGAUCCACUACCUGAUGAUUUUGGCGGCUAACUGGGCCUACCUGAAGAGUGCCGUCUCCACGCACGAGUACCAGGACAUCAAGACCAAGGACGACCAGGACCUGGAGGCCGAGGCGCGCUCCAAGGAGGGCCAGAACUCCUCCUCCUACUCAUAAGGACAAGAGAUCCUCUCCCGCCACCACCCAUCUCCUCUCCACACCUCGACCCCCUCGCCCCACGACACCAACGCCCGCCCCCUCCCUCCGUUAAAACAAACCACCUCGGUCAUGUUUGAUAGUCCCCCAGCCUCCUGAGUCUCCAUCCUCUUCCCCUCCGCCAUGAUUGUCACGGGUUGUGGGUGUGCGCUCACACCAGAGGGGAAGAGGAUGGAGGGUCAGGAGAGGCGGCAGGCCCAGACGGAGGCAGAUGCUUCGGAACGGGAGAGCUGGCCCGCCGGGUCGAGCUCAGGUACAGUCCAUCAGUUCAGAAGCGUCUCCUCCCCCAGUGCUUUUGGGCGCCGGCUCGUGAACGUGGCCCGGCUGUGAUGGCCUCGCGCCCUGAGCCAGCACAGCCUCUCGACACACAGCUCCUAAAAAAAAAAACAUUGUUCACUGUCUGCUUCGGCCACAGGGAAGCCAGGCAGCGACCACCUUCCUCCGUUUUUUGGUGUUUUAUAUGCAUAUAUAUAUGAAUAUGAAUAUAUUGUGCGAAUGUGUGCGAAUGUUGUUGUUUUUUUUUAAUACUCUCUGAAAAGUAUGCCAGGUACUAUUAUGAUCUUUCUUCUUCUUCUUCUUUAUGUUUUUGCGCUCAUAUGUUUUUUCUCUCCUUUACUUUUCUCUCCAUCUUUAACUUUUUAUUGCUAAUUGCUCGAUACGUUGUUGCACUAUUUAAGAAACAAACAAAAAAAAAUAAGGGAGAAUUAAAAAUCCCUGAAAAACACAAACCACCCCGACCCGCUCCCUCAUAGAUACACACCGAACAGAAACCCGGAUCACGUGGUAUCUCAAGGAUUACUGUGCAUUUAUAUGACCAGAGUUUAUUUAACCACCAACACACAGUUUGUUUAAGACCGGAGCAAACUUUAAUUUAAGGAACAGUUUUGAGAAGUGUGCUUAUUUGUUUUCAUGCCAAGGGUUGGAUGAGGAGAAUAGUAGCUAAUAGUAGCUAGUGUUAGCAUCAUGACUGACUCUCUUCGGAGCGUUUGAACACUUUGUUUUUAUGUGAAUUAAGUAGAGAAGAUAAUAGACUCAUUACUAAGCUUGAUAAACCAGUUUUGAUUGUUUAAACAAAGCUAAUUUGCCCCGUUUCUAGUGUUUAAUCGAGCAACAGUGGGCUAGCUAAGAUUAGCAUAAACACUGGAAAGUUUUCUAGAGAGCAACGUUUUGGUUUUGUGUAAAUUAGAGAAACACUUGACAUCGUAAACUUAAAAUAAGCUUAGCGAGCCAAUUUUAUUUGUUUUAAACAGAGCUAGGUCCAGUGUUUAAACUAGCCAGGAUUAAAUGAGAAGUUAUCUCAUGUCUGUAGCUACAGCCAGUAGCGGGCUAGCUAAGGUUAGCAUAGCGACUGGAACUUGAAACAGCAAGACGAGCUCUGUUGAGAGCAAUGUGUGGUUUUGCCAGCUUGUUUUUUUGUGUAAAUUAAAGAAACAAGAUGACCAAAACAAUUUAUAUCUUUAAGAUGGAGCGGGGUUAGCCGUUUCCCUGUGUUUUAAGCUAGCUAAGCUAAUCGGCUAUACCACACAGUCUGGCUAUCAUUGGAUCAGCUGUAAUUUAUUAAUAAUUAAAAGCAAAGAAAAACUACCAAAAAACAGAAAAGCUUUCACAGAUGCGAUAAUCAAAAAAAAAUAAUUUUUUUUAAUAAGAAAAAAUAGUUAAUUUGUGUUUUUUAGCAACCAAAAAUGAGUCAUGUGACCUUUAAAAAAUUAAAAUUAAAAUUAAACCAAAAUCAUUCAAAGCAAAAAAAAAAGAGACAAAAACCAAACUCAAAAACCUCAAUUUUGUUUUUGUUUUUAUAAAAUUACCAAAUAAUUAAAAUUUUGUCCAGCGAUCCCCAGACUGGUGGGAUCAACCUUCUAAUCCACGGAUCUCCAACCUGCAGGUUUUUAGACGUUACUGCAGCACACCUGAUUCACAUUAAUGGAUCUCCUUCAGCUUGUUGUCAAGUUCUACACAAGUCUGUUAAUGAUCCAUCGGUUUGGUGUGUUGCAGUGACGUCUAAAACCUGCGGCUCAGGAGGACCGGAGCUGGAGGUCCCUGUUCUAAUCUUAACUUUCAGCAAGGAAGCAAACAAGCACAUUUCAGAAACUGCCAAACUGUUCCUUUUUAAGACCUUUGUGGUUUUUGCUACACUCAUCACCAGCGGCAGCAGAAAUCAAAGAUAAAUCGGGUCUUAAAAACAGACACACACACACACCUCAGGUAUCAAACCAAAUCUGAUUUCUCGCCAGUUGCGUUCCGUUCAGACUCUCAGCGGAUCGGUUCGCUGUCCUGUGUGGAUCAUACGGUACAAACCUCUUCUAUCGGUUCCUCCUUUUUGAGACUCACCUGUAAAUAGCCGAAUCACCCUAAAAGAUGGAUGACACCUCUCCCAGCAGACCAGGGGGUGGGGGAACACAAUCAGUGUUUUUUUUGCCAUGCUCUUCUAUGAUUUUUUAUUUUAUUUUUUUUCCACAGAUAUAUGUAAAUGUACCCUUUGAGAUAUGUGUUUAGCACUCAAAUACUAGUUCUGCAUUUGAUAUAAUAAUUGUAAUGUAACAUCUUAAAUGAUAUGUCGUGAGAGGGAUACAGUGCAGUCAUGAUAUGAUGGGUUGAGGUGCUUGUGACGUAUACAUUUUAAAAUGUGAAGAAAAAAAAAAGAAAAUACGGAAAAAUUGAUUUUUUUAAUGUUUUAUCAGUUUUAGGCAGCUGAUUUCUUCUUGUGAUUCAGUAAUGAUUAUUUUAUGGAACAUGUUUGUGCUUUUUUUUUUUCGACGGCCAGCCAAACGAGCGACUCGCUGAAGUCGCUUUUUUUUUUUUUUUUUUUAAACUUUUGAUCCUUUUGAUCCUUUCUAACGCCAUGCCUCUCAUAUGAGCCACAGAGACUGUUUUGGAUGUUUACACUCUGAAUAAAAACAAGUCAGGAAUUUUCAUACAUUAAUUUUGUAACCAGAUAUUGUUUUAAAUAAUCAUGAACUAUAUUCUAUAUCGACCAUCACUGGUUAGUUGACCCUCAAAAAAACACUGAAGAAGACAAAACGUUUUUGGUUUUUUUCGAUGAGAUGAAGCAUGUCAGUAUCGUCCAUGUGUGCAGCUGUCUAUUCUGUAUAAAAAAGGACUAUAUUGCCAUGUGUGUUAUGUUUGAUAAAUAUACGUGCUUUGCCGCCAGGUUGAUGUAAAAGGCAAACUUCAAUUUCCUAUAAGACGAUGCGUGUCAGGGUGUUGUUGUUUCCUCGUUAUUUGCAUGAAGGAGACAUGACUGUGUCUUUGCAGUUUUUCAGGUGAUGUGUAGUCAAUUGUACUGACAACUAUGGUAGGCGGUGUUUGCCCCCUUCCUCCCCUCCCUGCCCCUCCCUGCCUCCCACCACUCUUUUCUAAAGAAAACUCCAUUGUACUUUGAUGGCAUUGUAGUCCCUGUAGGUGUUUCAUUAUGGUUUUAUUUUUUAAGUUGGAAAUAGUUCUAUGACUCCUAUAUAGUGAUGAUUUUUGUAACCUUCUCUAGUAAAACCGAUAUUUUUUAUUAUCGUGA
Molecule: messenger RNA, 4439 nt
Organism: Stegastes partitus (bicolor damselfish)
Lineage: Eukaryota; Metazoa; Chordata; Actinopteri; Pomacentridae
Product: neuronal membrane glycoprotein M6-b-like
Exons: 7
Coding region: 80-892 (270 amino acids)
Biological process (GO): central nervous system myelination; axon development
Cellular component (GO): myelin sheath; plasma membrane
Molecular function (GO): structural constituent of myelin sheath
Source: RefSeq, a predicted model, not a curated record